Molecule: messenger RNA, 1831 nt
Organism: Drosophila eugracilis
Lineage: Eukaryota; Metazoa; Arthropoda; Insecta; Diptera; Drosophilidae
Gene: Adgf-E
Product: adenosine deaminase 2
Exons: 2
Coding region: 44-1642 (532 amino acids)
Biological process (GO): inosine biosynthetic process; adenosine catabolic process
Molecular function (GO): adenosine deaminase activity
Source: RefSeq, a predicted model, not a curated record
GUUAGGACCUUCUUUUUUAAAGUAGAGAACCAGGGCAGAGCAUAUGCUGAUGCUGGUGGGUCGGAGGUGGCUCAGCUCUGGCUUGGCACGGCGUGCCUUGCAUCGCAAUCCACAUGAGAUGACCCUGUUCGAAAUGCUGGGCUGCACCAAUCUUCGCAAGAGUACGCCCGAGGACUAUCGAAUCUUGCGCGAGAUCGUCAACUCCUUCGAGCGACACUCCGGAGUGGGCAACGAUAUACAGCUCACCCUGGAAGAACACACGGCCAAUGAGCUGAUCAUGUGCGAAAAGAAACGGGAGUAUGAAAAGGGCAUCAUGGAUCCCUCGAAGUUUGCGCCGGGUCACCAUUUUUUCCAGGUGCUGAACAAGGUGAAGAAUUCACCACUCUUUCAGAUACUUAGGAAAAUGCCCAAAGGAGCAGCGCUCAAGACACACGACACUUCCAUGUGCAGUUCGAAGGUGGUGAUCGAGAUGACCUAUCGCGAGAACCUUUGGGUCUACACCACCCAGGCGGGAUGUCGGAUAAUGGCCUUCCGUUUCGCCAAGGAAAAGCCUAAGGAUGUUGAGCACGAGGAUGGCGAAUGGCAGCCCAUGGAAAAGCUUCGCGAGUUUCGUGGGGAGGAAAAUCUUAAGAACUAUCUGCGUGUCCGUCUCAGCAUGUAUCCUUUGGCCAGCUUCAGUACCAAUGCUCAUGCCUGGCGCCACAUGAUAGGUAUCUUCAAUCUGCUGGAUGGACUACUACAGUAUGCCCCCCUUUGGGGUGACUACUACUACAAUGCCCUCAAGGAGUUCUACGCCGAUGGAGUGCAAUAUCUGGAGGUAAGAACUAUACUCCCGGAACUCUAUUGCCUAGAUGGCAGCCGAUUGCCCAAACGCGAAACCGUUAGAAUCUACAAGGACACUCUGGAGCGUUUCAAAAAGGAAAAUCCGGGAUUUAUUGGUUCAAAACUCAUAUAUGCCCCAAUUCGACACGUGCAACCGGAAGUGGUGGGCCAGUAUGUCAAGGAGUGCACUGAACUGAAUAAAGAGUUUCCCGACUUUGUCAUCGGCUUCGAUUUGGUGGGUCAGGAGGACGUGGGCCACCCGCUGAGCAAGUUUGCAGAGGAACUCCUCAAGCUGCCCGACCACAUCAACUUCUACUUCUCCGCUGGCCAGACAAACUGGUAUGGAUCACACGUUGAUCAGAACCUUUUGGAUGCCAUUGUACUGGGCACUAAAAGGAUCAGUCAUGGCUACAGCAUUACCAAACACCCAGUUCUCAUGCGUCUGGCCAAAUACCUGAAUAUAGCCCUGGAAGUGUGCCCAGUGUCCAAUCAGGUGCUCCAACUGGGAUCUGAUUAUCGGAGUCAUCCGGCGGCCACACUGAUAGCCGAGAAUGUGCCCAUGGUGAUAAGCUCAGGUAAUCCAGGAUACUGGCGAGCGGCUCCUCUGUCGCACGAUAUUUACAUGGCCUUCCUGGGCAUAGCACCCAUGAAUGCUGAUCUGAAGUUCCUUAAGCGUACUGCCAAGAAUUCCAUAAGAUACAGUUCCCUGUGGGACGAAGGAAAGGCCGAAGCCAUGGAGAAGUGGAAGAAGGAAUGGGACGAGUGGAUCGGAGAUAUUGUUGCCCAGAAGGAAAAGGUUUUCAAGAAGGAAAAGAAUUAAUAUAGAAAAAGAGUAUUAGAGAUUUUUACAUUUGGAAAAGAAUGUGUCGUUUAGCAUAAACGGAUUUACAAAAUCAGAUAAUUAUAUUUUGGUAACAAGGUAGUUUUCUUUUGGCUUCAUAAAUGUUAAUAAUUGUAAAUUAUAUCCUAUGUAGAUCCUAAACCAAUAAAACAGUUCAAAGACCAAUGA